Brassica napus (rape) is the source of this 1643-nucleotide messenger RNA. RefSeq names its product mitochondrial import inner membrane translocase subunit TIM44-2. The record is from RefSeq and is a predicted model, not a curated record. Gene Ontology annotation, cellular component: mitochondrial inner membrane. The transcript is spliced from 14 exons. NCBI's taxonomy places the organism in Eukaryota, Viridiplantae, Streptophyta, Magnoliopsida, Brassicales, Brassicaceae. Gene Ontology annotation, molecular function: protein-folding chaperone binding. Gene Ontology annotation, biological process: protein import into mitochondrial matrix. The coding region runs from base 214 to 1623 and encodes 469 amino acids.
UGUUAUCAGGAGAGGGAAUAUAGCUAUUGGUGUUACCAAACAUGUGUCUAAAAUGAAUCGGCCUGAAUGAGAAAACCCCAGAGAAGGUUUACCGACCAAACUCAGGGCUUUUAACUAAUUAAGGCAACAAUCCUUUCUUCUCUUCUUCCUGAGGGCUGCUUCGAGGUAGGGAAGGUGGUCUGUGUUCUUCGAAGUUGAUCACUAUCGAGAGGAAUGGCGAGUAGAAAGCUGAUUCGAGAUUUACUCAUCACAAAGCAGCCUCUCUUCCUCCAACGGAGAGUGGGCGCAAGGCUAGGGUUUAUGCCAGCCAAUGGGUUUCAUCGCCAGUUUAGUGUUUUCAGCGACUUGUCCAAGAAAAUUAGAGGGGAAGCUGAAAGCAAUCCUGAAUUUCAAAGAACAGUGAAGGAGCUUCAAGAAAAGGCACAAGAGCUUAACGGUGUCAAAGAGGACCUCAAAGUUAGAACAAAAGAAAAGACUGAGCAGCUCUACAAGCAAGUUGAUGGUGUCUGGACUGAGGCUCAAUCUGUCGCCAAAAUGGUGUCUUCAAGUGUGAAAGACAAGUUCUCCGCAGCCACAGAAGAGGUCAAGGAGUCAUUCAAGCUCGGUAAGGAGGAGUCAGCAGGCACAGGAACCUCUAAAGAGGAAAACCAGCAGCAAUCUGGCACUGCUGAGGGAGUUCAAAAUACAUUAUUUGAAAAAUUCAAGUCGAGCAUGUCUUCUCCCCUUGACUUAGCGAGGAAGGGACUUGACAUUGUGAAGGAUGAAUUGCGAGGAGGCUCGUCUAGAAAAAAGCACCUGGAAUACACACCUCCCCCGCCAUUUACUGGUGUGAGAAGUACAAGAACGGAUCUGGUGGUCACUCCAACAAAACAGUCCAAGUUGCAACAAAAGUGGGAUUCCUUAAGAGAAAAGAUGCAAGCUCAUCCUGCUUUUAAACGUCUAAGUGGGAUGAGUGAGCCUGUUGUCAACAAGACCCAAGAGAUUGCAGAAGAUGUUGUGGAAAGAUGGGAAACCAGCGACAACCCCAUUGUUCACAAAAUUCAGGAGUAUGCUCUAAUUGUCCACACUUCUUUUAAUAAUGAACAUACUUAUAUAUAUGUGUUUGUGUUUGGCAGCUUAAAUGAGGCAGUGUUUAACGAGACAGAUUGUGGAUCAACUUACAAAGAGAUACGCCGCCGAGAUCCAUCCUUCUCCUUGCCGGACUUUGCUGCAGAAGUUCAUGAAGCCAUCAGACCAGUCCUGAGUGCAUAUAGCAAGGGAGAUGCUGAGGCUUUGAACAAGUAUUGCAGCACGGAAGUGAUUGAACGGUGCACGGCAGAGCGCGCAGCUUUAAAAAGCCAUGGUCUUUUUUUCGAUCACAAGAUUCUACAUAUAUCGGAAGUAGAAGUCGAAGAGACAAAGAUGAUGGGAACUACCCCCAUAAUCAUCGUCAGGUUCCAAACGCAAGAAAUCUUCUGUGUUCGUGACAAGAAUGGCAAAAUCAAAGAAGGAGGCCAGGACACGAUACACUCGGUGUACUACAAGUGGGCAAUGCAACAAGUGGAGGCAGGGGAAGAAUCUAUGUAUCCUAUUUGGAGGCUCAGGGAUGUACAUAAACUUGGUGCUGCUCAAGCUCUCAUUUAAAAUUUUGGUUUUAUCUACUU